Messenger RNA from Oryzias melastigma (Indian medaka), 4551 nucleotides. RefSeq names its product nuclear receptor subfamily 2, group F, member 1a (gene nr2f1a). Gene Ontology annotation, molecular function: RNA polymerase II cis-regulatory region sequence-specific DNA binding; nuclear receptor activity; zinc ion binding. The record is from RefSeq and is a predicted model, not a curated record. The coding region runs from base 1845 to 3080 and encodes 411 amino acids. NCBI's taxonomy places the organism in Eukaryota, Metazoa, Chordata, Actinopteri, Beloniformes, Adrianichthyidae. The transcript is spliced from 3 exons. Gene Ontology annotation, biological process: cell differentiation; anatomical structure development; positive regulation of transcription by RNA polymerase II.
UUCACACGCGACGGUGUACCGCAAUGCGCAUGCCAAGGACAAAACAGCGCGUGAACACAAGAAAUCAAUUGGAACCAAAAAGAAGAUGUCACUUAUUCCUAAAAUAAAGGGUCCCACACAGACCGGUUUGAAACUUUGUGCAAUAUCUGAGGCAGAAUGAUGUUUCGCUGCUGCGCGCAGCUUUUCGUUUAUUUGUCGAGCGUAAAAGCUUUGUCCUCUCUUGCCUUUACCCCGCUUUUUUUCUUCUUUUUUUCGCUAUUCUAUCCAUGGUUUCUUCCUCUUUUUGGUGACAAUAGACGGCCCAUACUAAUCAGGUUUCAAAGUAAAUAGCAGCGCGGGGCGAGCUCAAUGUAAAUUGCGCCUGUCAGAGCACCCCCCUCCUCCUCCUCCUCUUCCCUUCCCUCCCUCUCUCUCUCCAUUCUCCCCCCAGCCCUUCCAGCCGUAGAUGGCAGCGCUGUAAAAAAUAUCCGCGCCUGAAAACACUGUUCGGUGCAGCACGGAGGCUGGGGGAUCACUCGGCGGACACACGCUUCCAUUUCGGCGCGUAAAAACCUUCCCUGGAUCCAUUCUGCGCCUUUACGCAACCUAUUCAUUACCAACAGAGAUCUCUCCACCCUCCAUCCUUGGACUCGGAUAUUUUUUAAAGAAAUUGGCGUCAAAAAAUAUUUUCCAACUCUUAACAUAAAUGGAUGGAUUUGGAACCCAGAUGCUCGUUUUCUAGUGGAUUUUACGAAUAAAAUUCCAUUUUUACAUCCGAACACGAGACCAGAUGACUUCUGAGACGGUCACUUUUUGCAGUGGAUAAGCGGAGGGGGAUUCUAACCAAUCGAGAAGCAGAGAGGGCUUGGCUAUAACCUCAGCCUCCCAUUUUCUCUCUCCCUCUGUCCCCCCUCUCCUCCUCUCCUCCUCCUCUAUGCAGGGCUCUGGCCAGUCAGUCGCCUUUGAUUAUCAGUCUCCAGCAGCCCCUCUCUUGGCUCCUUGACAUGAGCACCAUAUAAGGCGCAGCGAUCUCCAUAGAAACGUGUCAGUUUCAAUAGUAGUGUCAAAGUUCACUAUAUACAGACAUUCGCGCAGAUCCCCCGUUUCGGAAACAUUGCUCUGCUGGUCCUCCCGUUUAAGCGCAUUCAUUUUUGGGGGUCUCUCCUUCUUCUUGCAUAUUCUAUUAGUGUUUUUGCUCUUCUUUUUUGACAUUUUCUUCUUCGUAUCCAUUCCUCCUGCUGGAGAGAGGUGAAACUAUACAUGGGCACUUCGUUCGGCGACGCGAUUUUCCUCCGCUGCUGGGCGAGAUGACGAGCUUUAUUUAAGAAUAUAGAUGUAAAAAAAAUCCAGCUCUUCAGUUUUUCCUGCCCUCCUGCUCGACGAAGACGGGAGUGUAAAGGAGCAAGAGGAAGAAAAGGAGAAAGGAAUUUAUCUCCGCUGCACUUUGGAUCGCGUUUCUUUCCAACAAGAUUUUUUUUCUUCUUUUUUUUCUCUCUUUUUUUUUUUUUUUUUUUUACUUGUUCCUGCAUAUGUGAAUCCUGCCUUUUUCCUCUGUGGCUAUUCAGCAUCUAACUGCAAUUUGUUACGUCUGGACUCGGGUUUUCCUACAAGAUUAGGGAUUCCUGAAUGGCUGACUGCAAUUUACCUUGGAACUGGCCUCCCGACACUUGCAAAUCCUGAUCGGGUGCCUAUUCCUGCUUUUUGAAUGUAUUGAUCGCCGUUUCCUUUACUCCCCAUAUGAGAUUGCGUGCACCGAUUUGACUUUGCACUGCCCCGUCUUUUGAGAUCUCCUCUUUUUUUCUCCCCACUGCGCUAUUUCUACACCAGCGACCAUUUCGCUUUAUAGCACUUUCCGUGGCCGAGAUAUGGCAAUGGUAGUUAGCGUCUGGCGAGAUCCGCAGGAAGACGUGGCCGGAGGACCUCCGAACGGCCCCAACCCAGCAGCGCAGCCGGCGAGGGAGCAGCAGCAGGCGGCGUCGGCGGCGCCGCACACCCCGCAGACCCCCAGCCAGCCGGGACCCCCGUCCACGCCGGGGACCGCUGGGGACAAGGGGAGUCAGAAUUCUGGACAGAGUCAGCAGCAUAUUGAAUGUGUGGUUUGCGGAGACAAAUCGAGCGGCAAACACUACGGCCAGUUCACCUGCGAGGGAUGCAAAAGUUUCUUCAAGAGGAGUGUACGGAGGAACUUAACCUACUCGUGUCGUGCCAAUAGGAACUGUCCCAUUGACCAGCACCACAGAAAUCAGUGCCAAUACUGCCGGCUGAAGAAGUGUCUAAAAGUGGGGAUGCGGCGGGAAGCGGUUCAGCGAGGACGAAUGCCUCCAACUCAACCCAACCCAGGCCAGUACGCGCUGACAAAUGGAGACCCUCUGAAUGGCCACUGCUAUCUGUCCGGAUACAUCUCGUUAUUGCUGCGGGCUGAGCCUUACCCGACGUCCCGGUACGGGAGCCAGUGCAUGCAGCCUAACAAUAUCAUGGGCAUCGAGAACAUCUGCGAGCUGGCGGCUCGUUUGCUCUUCAGCGCCGUGGAGUGGGCGAGAAACAUCCCUUUCUUUCCCGACCUGCAGAUCACCGACCAGGUGUCCCUUCUCAGGCUGACAUGGAGUGAGUUGUUUGUGCUUAACGCGGCCCAAUGCUCCAUGCCUCUGCACGUGGCCCCUCUGCUCGCUGCAGCGGGCCUCCACGCUUCCCCGAUGUCCGCGGACCGCGUUGUGGCUUUCAUGGAUCACAUCCGGAUCUUCCAGGAGCAAGUGGAGAAGCUUAAGACCCUGCACGUGGACUCGGCAGAGUACAGCUGCCUCAAGGCGAUCGUGCUUUUCACAUCAGACGCCUGCGGCCUGUCGGACGCUGCUCACAUCGAGAGUCUACAGGAGAAAUCCCAGUGCGCCCUGGAGGAAUACGUCAGGAGCCAAUACCCGAACCAACCCAGCCGCUUUGGCAAGCUCCUACUGCGGCUGCCCUCUCUGCGCACCGUCUCCUCCUCGGUAAUCGAGCAGCUGUUCUUCGUCCGCUUGGUAGGUAAAACUCCUAUUGAAACCCUCAUCAGGGAUAUGCUAUUAUCCGGGAGCAGCUUCAACUGGCCUUACAUGUCCAUCCAAUGAUCCUCAUAAGAAAGAGGGAAAAAAGACAGGAAAAAAGGACCAAAAUACAGCACCUCCCCCACCACCACCACCACCACCCACCCAAUCCUUCAUCAAGAAGACUAUAUGUAGGACGUUUUCUGACAAACUUGGAAGACAUUACUUUUUUUCUGUCUUCUGGAACUGUGAUGGAAUACAUUAUGUACAGAAAAUAUCGGAACUGGACUUUACACCUGUGUAAAUCCUCCCUCAUCUUCAAGAACAAUACUCUUCAUUUUGUAAAAUACUAGUCUUUAUUUUCCCUUUUUUUGUAAAAAAAAAUACAAAUAAAAUGAAAAACAUCAUAUGCGCAGUAAGAAAAAAAAGAAUCAAGACUUAGCGGGAAAAUAAUGUUUCCAAGCAAUUAUAAGAAUUGUCCUGUGUCUAUGUACCUCUCUGUUUUGUAUUUUUUCUGGUUCUAAACCAGGGUUUCUGUGAUUCUAUACUAAUAAUUUUUGAUAUAACCUUUUGCUUCUUAUAAUGAGUGCGAUAUAUGUUGUCGAAGCUAUGUUCUCCAAGAAUUAAAAUUGAAGUGAGAAUCUAAAAAACAGAAAAAUAAAGAGAUUUAGACAAAUAAGAAACAGUCUAAUCGCUGUGAUAAUAUCACCACUGAUGGCUGAACUUUUUUUUUUCUUUUUUUUUUUCAACAAUUGAUAACGAUGGACCUGCAUCUGCAGCAAACUGACCUCCAGGACAUUUUUACUGACAUUUUUACUCCAGGAUGUCUGGGGCGCCUUUUCCCCGGGCUGUGAGCGCGCGUGGAGUCGUCAAAGAGGAGAGACCUGAAAAAUCAAAAAGCACUUUUAAUAUAUCAUUUCAAAUACAUUUUGUUUGUUUCGUCUUGAAAAAAAACUUUCAUUGUUUCUUGAACUUAUUGGUUGUUGCCUUCAAUUUGCUUACUCCAUGAUGCAGCUUUUUUGCAGAAAAGGUCGGUUGAUCAAGUUGUGUGAUGGUGACUGUACUAUUAAAAAGAAAUAGGCAACGAUGUCUCAUUCUCAAGCAUUUUCCUAAGAGCAAAUGUCUUGUUCAUGUAUAUAUAUUUAUUGUUUAUUUGAGUUCAUCCUAUGGGGGUCUGUUGUCUCUCUCAUAAACCUGCAGUCAGAAACACUGUUUGCCCCCCCACCCCUUUCUUCACACCUGCCUCAGAACACGGUGAUCCACCAAAUUAAGAUCACAAAACUGGGCGCACUCCUCAUAUUUUCAUAAAGACAAUGACUUUAGCUGGCUUUGUCGAUUUGCAAAGAGAGGGGAACAAUGCACGAGAGGAGGUGAUCUUUCUGCCAGCCUGCAGUGGGAGCAUUAAUGUUUCAUAUUCUAGACGGGAUUGAAAGCCACGCGCACAGCACAGAGGCCACUCCGCGCUUCCUCUUGUGGCUUAAUCAAGGUGAAUCCGCACAAACCAAACACCACCCCCCUUACCCACAACCCUCUACCCCAUUCUUAAAAAAAAAAA